CACAGGCGUCCCUCCUGCCUCCUUCUUCUCUCCACUACACCUGCUCCAUCCCCACUCUGCUACCACAAGCCAAGGUCUGGGAGAGAGAUUGGAGCCACCACCACUUCCCUGGAAACUGAAGCUGAAGGUCCUCGGCUCCCAAUCAGCAAUACAUGGAUAUCCUUAAACCCCCACAGGUAGAUGAGGAAGAAGAGGGCAAUGUAAAGGCCUCAGACCUCACAGUGUUUGCCAGUAACUCUACUCUUCAUGGGAUCAGCCAUGUGUUCCUGCCAGGUGGGGUGACUCCACGACGGGUGUUUUGGGCUUGUGCUUUUCUGGCCUCUCUGGGCUGCUUCCUCUUCCAGGUGGCUGAUCGGAUCAGUUACUACACACAGUACCACCACGUUACCACACUGGAUGAGACCGAGAGCAGUCAGAUGGUUUUCCCAGCCGUCAGCAUAUGUAACUAUAACGGGUUCCGCCUGUGGAAGCUGACCAGCAACGACCUGUACUGGAUGAGCGAGCUGCUGGGUCUGGAGAAAAACCUAGAAGAAGUGAAGAGUCUCUUAGGAAUCACAGAGAAGGACGAUUCUGAGAUCAAGAGCAGCUUUGACAUGCUGGACUUCUAUAACCGCACGGGUCACUCCAUGGAGGACAUGAUCCUAGGGUGCCGCUAUCGGAACCGAGAGUGCGGGCCACAAAACUUCUCUGAGAUAUACACGCGCUUUGGAAAGUGCUACACAUUCAACUCUGGAAAGGACGGUUAUGAGCUGCUGUACACGCUGAAGGGAGGGACUGGGAAUGGUCUGGAGCUGAUGAUGGACAUUCAGCAGGAUGAGUACAUACCUGUCUAUGAGGAGUCAGAGGACGUCGCAUUGGAGGCUGGAGUGAUGGUUCAGAUUCACACUCAGAAGGAGCCCCCGUUUAUAGAACAGUUGGGCUUUGGUGUGGCCCCAGGGUUCCAGACAUUUGUGUCCUGUCAGCAGCAGCAGCUAACUUACCUACCCCCACCAUGGGGCGAUUGCCGAAAUGCCACAGACAAACCUUCCUACUUUGAUACAUACAGCAUCACAGCUUGUCGCAUUGACUGUGAGACCAAGUACCUCCUGAAAGAAUGCAAGUGCCGCAUGGUCCAUAUGCCUGGAAAUGAGACCGUGUGUACGCCAACCCAGUACAGUGAGUGUGCAGAGAGUGCGCUGAAAGACAUAGAAUCCAUGGGGGAGCAAGGGAAAUCUUUCUGUGUGUGUGAGACGCCAUGCAGCCUGGUCAGGUUUGGGAAGGAGUUGUCUAUGGUGAAAAUCCCCAGCAAAUCAUCUGCCAAAUAUCUUGCCAAAAAAUACAACAAGACAGAGGAAUACAUUGCGGACAAUAUUUUGGUUUUGGACAUUUUCUUUGAAGCUCUGAACUAUGAGACGAUUGAGCAGAAGGCAGCUUAUGAAGUGGCAGGGUUGCUGGGUGACAUUGGAGGUCAGAUGGGGCUCUUUAUCGGGGCCAGUAUUCUCACUAUCAUGGAGAUCUUCGAUUAUCUGUACGAGGUUUUCCGGGACAAAGCACUGGGCUAUUUCCAGAAGCGGAAGAAGUGUAAAGAAAAUGACAAACUGGGGAGCCCAGAUGUCCUGUCCAACCCUACCAUGGGGCCCAUUCAUAACCCCAGGAUCCAUGCCUCGCAUUGCGGGGUGGCCCGCAGUUCACUGGAUUCCCACCGCACAUGUUACCUUGUCACCCGGCUCUAGGAUCCAUUCAAGAAUUUGCCUGCUGACAGCUCCAGGAUCUCUAUACGUCCCUCCACCUCCAACCCCCACGUCAUUACGGACACUAUAUUUCUGUUUUUACACCAUGUCUCCACUACCUGCAAAUAUGUUUAUUUAUGACUUUAGUAACUCAUAAUUAUGAUUAUUAUUCAUAUUUCAUAUUAUUUACAACAAAUUCCGAAUCAUAAUACAGUAAAUAUACUGUACACUACAAUGGUAAUACUAACCAUAGCAAA
Pseudophryne corroboree (corroboree frog) is the source of this 1966-nucleotide messenger RNA. Its product is annotated as acid-sensing ion channel 1C-like. Gene Ontology annotation, molecular function: ligand-gated sodium channel activity. The coding region runs from base 153 to 1712 and encodes 519 amino acids. The record is from RefSeq and is a predicted model, not a curated record. Lineage: Eukaryota; Metazoa; Chordata; Amphibia; Anura; Myobatrachidae. The transcript has 11 exons. Gene Ontology annotation, biological process: sodium ion transmembrane transport. Gene Ontology annotation, cellular component: plasma membrane.